AUGUGGAGUGUUCUAGAGCAGGGCGUUGGUUUGGGGCGAGAAUUCCGGCUCUUGCGCUUGUGGGCAGGCAUGUCUCAGGAGGGGACUGCAGAGGACUCCAGCACAGAGCACCCUGUUCUCGAGUCCCGACAGAGCUGCCAACUUUUCCAGGGUGAUGUGGGAAAAACCAGCUUCAAGUCAGGCCUGGCUCUGCCAGGGACAAGCCCUGGGGUCCCAGUGUGGGCUGGCAGCAGGAACAGGGUCCCUAGGGAAAGGGCCCAUCCAGGCACCGCUGCAGCCAAACUGGGGCGCCCGCCCCAGGCCCACUUGGUAUUGGGGGAGCUGCAAACUCCAGGACAGAGCAAGGAUUCAGCGCCUGGCGCUGGGGGCCACACCCAGCUGCCCAAAGAGGCUGCCCAGGGGAGGGCUCCAGCCUUCAGAAGGCUCCAGAUUGCCUUGCGGGACAUCCUAGCGGAAGGUUGGCCCACGAGUGAGUGUGGCAGGCCUGGGAGUCUCCCAGAGAGAGCUUCCAAGGGCAGCGAGGAGCUGGCGAGGGAUCGGAAGGUGUACUGCCUGAGGCCCAGACAGGCCAGAGCGGGUGGGAGGCGCUCCCGGGGGUGUGAGGGAAGAAGCCGCAGGGAAGAGGAGGCCUCAGGGGGGGGCCUGCCCUCCUCACGGAGCCCAGCGUCUGUGGGGACAGCCCAGAAGAAAAGGCAGCAUGAGGCCCGUUCAGAGAGUGGGGAGGGGGCUCGCAGCUUCCGGUGGCCUGCUCAGAGCCCUGGAGGGGACAGCACCUGGCGGGGGGCUGAGCUGGAGCCCUGGGGAGGCCUGUGCAGCCCUCUCUCCUCUAAGGACCCCAAGUUGGGGCCUGGAGAUCCAAGUGGAAGCUGUGUGGGAUGCGUCUCUGAGGCUGAGAAGUUGGAAUAUUUGCCCAGUGCAAGCAGCGGGGCUCAUCCAGGCAGCCCCUGUGGGCCUAGUGAGUCCCCACUGCUUGAAGGAGGAGAGUUCGUCCUGCCAGCUGCCCAGGGUUUUCCUCACAGCCUGGCGCUGUGCCGUGAAGUGCCUGGAGAGGCUUCCAGAGAGCAGCAAGAAGCUGGGUGCAGUAUCGGGGCUGGCAGUGAUGGUGGCCCUGUCACCUUAAACAACCAGGAGGAGCUGGAGGUCGAGGCUCAGCCAGUGUCCUCGGGGAGUCUGGGGCAAGGACUGGUUGCUCCCACUGACACUCCCAACAGCUCCCUGGAACCUGUAGCCAGCAAGGCUUCCUCAGCCUCAUGCAGGGGGCAGAGAAAAUCCCAAUAUGCUAAGAAGUUGGGAAAGGGCCUGGUAUCCCACCAGGGCACAGACAGAAACCCAGACAAGAAAUGCCAGGACCAGCUAGAGGAACCGGGCCAAGGAGUCUACCCCAGACUGGAGGAAAUGAAAAUGCCCAUUGGGGUGAAGCAUGUGUGUUACUUUGGUUCUGGGCCUGUGAUCCACCUCCUGGGGGCUCUCCACCAUGGCCAGGCAGGAGGGCCCCAGCCUCCAAAGCUGGAGACUCUGGAGAACAUGAUGGAGGUCAGCUCAGCCUCCCCUGCCAAGAGGCCCAGAAGGAAGGAAAGGCCCAUGGCCCGGGGCCCUGCCGGGUGCCAGUGUAGCCCAGAGGAGGCUGAAGACGAGAAUGGUGAACACGACAGGGGCGAAGAUGCAGUUCAGCCCUGGCCCCAACAGGAGAAGCUACCGCGGGACAUCAGGAUACGGGGAACUGUCGUCCAUGCCAUGCAGCAGGUGCUGUGGAGUCGCCUCAGGGAGCUCCCAGACAUGGUGCUGAGCGAGGAGGCGGUGCAGGGCAUCGCCACGGGCAUCGAGACAGCCCUGUUCGACCUGACACGGGCCACCAAUAGCCGCUACAAAACCAAGUACCGCAGCCUGCUGUUCAAUCUGCGUGACCCCAGGAACCUAGAUCUGUUUCUCAAAGUGGUUCACGGAGCUGUCACCCCCUACUGCCUGGUGCGGAUGAACUCGAUCCAACUAGCCCCCCAGGAGCUGGCCCGCUGGCGGGACCAGGAGGAGAAACGGGGCCUGGAGAUGAUUGAGCAGCACCAGAAGGACGCAUGCAAGCUCCCGGCCUCCAAAUUGACCCACAAGGGCGAAGUGGAGAUCCUGCGGGACACGGAUCAGACACGGACGCUGGAGGAGCUGGUGGGACUCAUGGUGUCCAUGGACUGCAGCCCACCAGCCCUGCCUGCCCCAUCAAAGGCCACCACGGAGCACGAGCGCACCACGGAGCAGCACGAGGGCCUCAGCUGCCAUGUCUGCAUGGACUGGAAGUCGGAGUGUAAACAGUCGGGCCCCUCCACAGCCACCAGCAGAAUGGGGGGCAGCAGGAUGGGGGACAACAUCUUCCAGAGAGUCGGAAGCCCAACCCCUGUGUCAGCUCCAGGAGGGCCCCAAAUCAGUGACAAAUCCCCCACAGAGCCCCCAAACAGGCUCCCGACGCUUGUGGGACCCACCACAGCCACCCCUAGCCAACCACCCUGGGAAGGGGCUGUGGACAUGUUCUCCAUCAAGAGGUUCCGAGCCAAGGCCCAACUGGUCUCAGGACACAGCUGUCAGCUCGUCAUGGCCCUGCCCGAGGUGAUCCGCUCAGCAGGCUGCAUCCCCUCCAACACCGUCUGGGAGCUUCUGGCCAACAUCUGCCCAGCCCAGGCCAAGGACGUCUGCGUGCUCAGGCUGUGCCCGCAGGGGCCUCGGGACACCCAGAACUGCCGCCUGCUCUACUCCUACCUCAACAACAAGCAGCGCCACGGCCUGGCCGCUGUGCAGCAGGUCGGGGUGGUGCUGCUGCCCCUGCCCGCCUUUCAGCCCCUGCCCAGCAGGCUGCGCCCACUUGGAGGUCCAGGUCUGGAUGCCACUCACUCGAGCUUGUUGCUGGCUGUGUUGCUCCCCAAGGAGGGGCUUCCAGACACAGCAGAGUUCAGCUCCUUGCAGGGGAAGGUUCGCAAGAUGGUUUCCUUCAACAAGAAAGUGGAGAUGAGAUGCUACCAGCCAGAGGCCGGGAGGCCGGCUGUGACGCCAAAGGGUGCCCUUCGCCCAAGGGAUGCCCUGCAGCAGAGUCAGGACAAAGGCAACCUGGCUCCAAGGGGAAUCUGUACAUGGCAGAGGCUCCCCAGAGGCAGGGGGAACCUGCGGGGUGAGCCUCAAAACUGGCAGCAUCCUGGGCCCGGGCAGUGGGCACACAAACCAGGCUGGUGCAAGUCGUGGCGUCCCUAUUCAGGAGCACCACCCGGCCAUGGCCAAAGCCAGGGCCAGCACCUCCACACAGCUUCCUGUCCCCACCAAGCCCUCCUCCAGCACCUCGAGUCCCUGGUGGCCCUGAGCCACCAGCUCCAGGGACUGGACCUGGAGAAAGCCAAGUGUCCCUUCACGUUGGACGUGGGUGUUCAGGGACUGCUGUCUUCCGGGCGAUGGCAGCUGGCCAGUUCCUUCCUGCUAGCCACCUGUGCUCCACAGGCCCACACACCCGUCACCAAGAAGUGCCAAGAAGAGGGGCGUCUGCCACAGGUCUCCUCGCCUCCCUCAACACUGGUUGGACCAGAUGGUGGAGGCCUUCAGGCCUCAGGAGAGCUCUUCAUCACCACUAACCUGCUGACAGAAUCAUGA
Messenger RNA from Condylura cristata (star-nosed mole), 3618 nucleotides. It is a transcript of the gene SPOCD1, whose product is annotated as SPOC domain containing 1. Gene Ontology annotation, cellular component: nucleus. The record is from RefSeq and is a predicted model, not a curated record. Bases 1 to 3618 code for a protein of 1205 amino acids. The transcript is spliced from 19 exons. NCBI's taxonomy places the organism in Eukaryota, Metazoa, Chordata, Mammalia, Eulipotyphla, Talpidae. Gene Ontology annotation, biological process: DNA-templated transcription.